Messenger RNA from Exophiala oligosperma, 1278 nucleotides. RefSeq lists its product as hypothetical. The transcript has 3 exons. Lineage: Eukaryota; Fungi; Ascomycota; Eurotiomycetes; Chaetothyriales; Herpotrichiellaceae. Bases 286 to 729 code for a protein of 147 amino acids. The record is from RefSeq and is a predicted model, not a curated record. Gene Ontology annotation, biological process: cellular response to oxidative stress.
GAAGAGCCAUUCACAGACCUCGGGCGCCGGGUACAAGCUCGACCUUGCAUUAUCCACAGGAUAACGCAAUGCAGGUACCUGGGCAAAUUCAGGUCCUGAUUUUUAAUCCGGUAUCCCCCCCUUUAACCCGACAAAUAUGAGCAAGACCCAGAUAGGAUAGAUAUAAGAUCCAGACAGCUAUCUUGAUUUUGUUUUGGUAUCUCUACCUUCAGCUUGCCCAGCCCUACCAAGUCAGUCAUCAAAAACCAACAAAUUUCUUGAUAUUACAAACUCGCUUCUACCACCAUGGGUGCCGCAGACAACUUCCUAGAGCUCACCAAGGCUCGGAGAUCCAUCUACGCCUUGUCCAAUGCAAGUACCAUCCCCGACUCGAGAGUUGAAGAGAUCGUCAAGCAUGCCGUGACCUGGGCACCUUCUUCAUACAACGUCCAGUCUGCCCGUGCAGUGGUGGUCCUCGGUGCCGAACACAACAAGCUGUGGGCAAUCGUCAAGAAGCACAUGGACCAAGUCCCCAUGGAUGAGGGGAUCAAGGGCUAUUUGGCCGGUCGUAUCAAUGGCUUCAACAGCAGUUACGGCACGGUGAUGUGGUUUGAAGACCAGGCCGCCCUCGACGCCUUGGGCGAGAAGAACCCAAUGGUCGUGCCUUUGUUGACUGAGUGUAAGUUCGCAAGAGAGAUCAAUCCUGGAUCGGACAGAUACUGGCGACGGUUAGCUGGAUAUUGGUACUGACUUUGGGUGUGCGUAGUUUCCGACCACUCGAGUGGUAUGCAUCAGUUCAUCGCUUGGACUGCUCUCGAAGCCGAGGGCCUUGGGUGCAAUCUUCAGCACUUCAACUUUCACCCCGGCAUUGUCGCGGAUGUGAAAUCCACCUGGGGUCUCCCUGACACCUGGAAGCUCAAGUCCCAGUUGGUGUUUGGCAAGCCAUCGGCAGGCCCAGACCACGAGAAGACCUUUGAGCCGAUCGAGAAGAGGGUUAUGGUCAAGAAGUCGUGAAGAAAAUGGACUAGAUCUUCGAGCAAGGACGACAAUCUUCUGAACUGCGACACUCAUUGAUUUCAGGAUAUGCAGCAAGCAAGAGAGGCGAACAAGGCGCCAGAGAUAGAUGAAGUGGCAGGUUUUGACUGCUUAGACAGCAUCAAGUCCGUCCCCAGAAAAAAAAAAGUGCACGCCAACGCGUCGCGUUUCUCGGGACGCUAGAGGAGCAAACGUGGACACAGAGUUAGAUAGCAUAUACAAGUAUCUUGGUCAUCAGCCGAUACGAGGAAUCAUCAUCAUGCC